Molecule: messenger RNA, 1746 nt
Organism: Diutina rugosa
Lineage: Eukaryota; Fungi; Ascomycota; Pichiomycetes; Serinales; Debaryomycetaceae
Gene: KRS1
Product: lysine--tRNA ligase
Exons: 1
Coding region: 1-1746 (581 amino acids)
Biological process (GO): lysyl-tRNA aminoacylation
Cellular component (GO): cytoplasm; cytosol
Molecular function (GO): lysine-tRNA ligase activity; ATP binding; tRNA binding
Source: RefSeq, a predicted model, not a curated record
AUGUCCGAAGAAACCAAGGAGCAGCCCAAGCUUUACCUCGACGAGGUCACCGGGGAGCAAGUGUCGAAGACCGAGCUCAAGAGAAGACAGAAGGCGCGUGCCACCGCCGCCAAGAAGGCGGAAAAGGCCAAGCUGGCCCCCGCCCCCGCCCCGUCGAAGAAGAAGAAGGAUGACGAACCCGUCGACCCCACCCAGUACUUUGAAAACCGGUCGAAGCAAAUCAACCAGUUGAGAGAAAAGAACGAGGCUGGCGACGCUUUCACUCCUUACCCCCACAAGUUCUCGCGGACUUUGACCCUCCCCGAAUACAGAGAAAAGUACCUGCUGUUGAAGAAGGGGGAAACCUUGCCUGAGGAACAGGUCAAGGUCACCGGGAGAAUCAUGGCCAAGCGUGACUUGUCGCUGAAGCUCAAGUUCGUCGUGCUCAAGGGCGAUGGCGUCGAAGUGCAAAUUAUGUCGGCGGCGCAAGACUACUCGCUGCCCGAGGCGUUUGAAAAGAUCCACGACUUGAUCAAGCGGGGUGACAUUAUCGGUGUCACCGGUUACCCCGGUAAGUCGUCGCCCAAGAAGCAAGAGAACGCCGAAGGUGAGCUUUCGGUGUUUGCCCAAGAGAUCGAAUUGUUGACCCCCUGUUUGCACAUGUUGCCCACCGAGCACUACGGGUUCAAGGACCAGGAAGCGCGUUACCGUAAGCGUUACUUGGACUUGAUCAUGAACAACUCGGUGCGGGACACGUUCAAGACGAGAUCGAAGAUCAUCUCGUACAUCAGACGCUUCUUGGACAACCGCGACUUCAUCGAGGUGGAAACCCCGAUGAUGAACGUCAUUGCCGGUGGUGCCACUGCCAAGCCGUUCGUCACCCACCACAACGACUUGAAGCUCGACAUGUUCAUGAGAAUCGCCCCCGAAUUGUUCCUUAAGGAGUUGAUUGUCGGUGGCAUGGACCGGGUGUACGAAAUCGGUCGUCAAUUUAGAAACGAACAGAUCGACAUGACCCACAACCCCGAAUUCACCACCUGUGAGUUCUACCAGGCCUACGCCGACGUCUACGACUUGAUGGACAUGACCGAAGAGCUCUUCUCGGAAAUGGUCAAGGAGAUCUGCGGUGACUACAAGAUCAAGUUCCAACCCGACGGCCCCGAAGGCAAGGAACUCACCUUGGACUUCUCGCGCCCCUGGCGCCGGAUCAACAUGAUCGAGGAAUUGGAAAAGGUGUUCAACGUCACCUUCCCCGCCGGCGACCAGUUGCACACUGCCGAAACCGGCGAGUUCCUCAAGAAGUUGUUGAAGGACAACAACUUGGAAUGCGCGCCUCCCUUGACCAACGCGAGAAUGUUGGACAAGCUUGUCGGUGAGUUGGAAGACACCUGCAUCAACCCCACCUUCAUCUUCGGCCACCCGCAAAUGAUGUCGCCGUUGGCGAAGAAGGACCGCCAAAAGCCCGGUUUGUGUGAGCGUUUCGAAGUGUUCGUCGCCACCAAGGAAAUCUGUAACGCCUACACCGAGUUGAACGACCCCUUCGACCAGAGAGCUCGUUUCGAAGAGCAAGCGAGACAAAAGGACCAGGGUGACGACGAGGCCCAGGUCAUCGACGAGACCUUCUGCAACGCCUUGGAGUACGGGUUGCCCCCCACUGGGGGUUGGGGUUGCGGCAUCGACCGGAUCGCGAUGUUCUUGACCAACUCCAACACCAUCAGAGAGGUGUUGUUGUUCCCCACGUUGAAGCCCGACGCCGAACAAAAGUAA